Messenger RNA from Pseudoliparis swirei, 1794 nucleotides. It is a transcript of the gene heyl, whose product is annotated as hes related family bHLH transcription factor with YRPW motif like. Gene Ontology annotation, molecular function: RNA polymerase II cis-regulatory region sequence-specific DNA binding; DNA-binding transcription factor activity, RNA polymerase II-specific; protein dimerization activity. The transcript is spliced from 5 exons. Gene Ontology annotation, cellular component: nucleus. The record is from RefSeq and is a predicted model, not a curated record. Lineage: Eukaryota; Metazoa; Chordata; Actinopteri; Perciformes; Liparidae. Bases 372 to 1373 code for a protein of 333 amino acids. Gene Ontology annotation, biological process: regulation of transcription by RNA polymerase II; anterior/posterior pattern specification; regulation of neurogenesis.
GACAUAACAGGGUGAGAGAGAGCGAGAGACUAUGAUUGGAUGCCAGUGACAGAGUAAAAGACUAAAGCAGCUUGUGAAUUUUCUUACUUGUCAUGGGCCCUCGGGGGUCGAUCGAGUGGCACCGCUGACUCACAGAGGACAGGACGGAAGACACGCGAAGAAACGCCAAAGAAGACAAACACAAGAGACGAGAAGUAACUAAGGACAACAAGGCUUUUAUAAAGGGAGGCAGAGGGCGCUUCGUCCACGGGGGGGGGGAGACUUCGGCGUGUCGCCUCCACACGCAGCGCCGACGAGGUCACUCAGAUCCAUCGGUCCGUCAUCCGGCCAUCUGCACAGCGGUCCAGCGAGGUGAGCAAAGGGCCGCAGCCAUGAAGAGGCCUCACGACUACAGCUCCCCCGACUCGGACACGGACGAGUUUAUUGACGUGGGACAGGAAGACGGCUAUUGCCCAGUCACGGGGUCCAUGUCUCCUGGCAGCGCCUCGCAGAUUCUGGCCCGAAAGAAGAGAAGAGGGAUCAUAGAGAAGAGGCGCAGAGACCGGAUCAACCAUAGCCUGUCUGAGCUCAGGAGGCUGGUGCCCAGUGCUUUUGAAAAACAGGGCUCAUCGAAGCUGGAAAAGGCGGAGAUCCUGCAGAUGACUGUGGACCACCUCAAACUCCUACAUGCCAUGGGAGGGAAAGGUUACUUUGAUGCGAGGGCCCUGGCAGUCGACUACAGGACCUUGGGCUUUAGGGAGUGCGUUGGAGAGGUGGUGCGGUACAUCAGCUCCCUCGACGGGGAGUCCCCGGACCCUAUAGGAGUCCGCCUGAUCUCCCACCUUUCUCACUGUGCAAGCGAGCUCGACCCCCUUCUCCUACAGUCGGCCCCGGCCUCCGCCAUGCCCUUUCCUCCAUGGCCUUGGGCAUCUUUCCCUCAGAUCUCCCCCACCUCACCGGCCUCCUCCUCCUCACCUCCUUUCCCCAGUCGGCGAAGGGAUCUGGCCCUACUGGGGAGCUACCCGUCACACGCCUCCCUCCGCCUCGGCCCCCUGGCCGGCUGCCAGCAGGGCGUUCCGCCACUCCUUGCGCCUGCAGCCCUGGCCACCGUCCACAGGUUGCCCUCUCUGGCGGCGGCCCCGGUCCUGGCCUCCUCCAGACCAACCCAGUCGUCUCCUCACAGCGCCACCAGGGCCUCGCCCCUUCACCUCCACACCCCUUCCUCUUCCUCUCCUUCUACCUCUUUCUCUUCUUCUAAUUCAUCAUCUUCCGCCCCACUGCAGGUCUCUUUCAGGCCUUUUGCACCUCUGGGGUCUCCCACAGCUCAGCGCAGGGGCUUGAGCGGACAAGCCAAGUCAGCCCAGGGAUGGGGGACUGAGAUCGGAGCUUUCUGACAGUCAACUCUGGUUUUGUUUUCCAAAUGAACUCAGUCCAGUGAACAUGGAGCUCCCAUGUGCGCCAUGUAGCGAAUAUGAAACUGUUGUUGAAAGACCUAUUGAACCUUAGAUGAUUGUAUUUGCUUUUAAGGGACUCUAAAAGCCAUAUCAGACUGUGGGUAAAGUGUCAGAUAAUCAGAAACAAGCAUAUAUGACAGAAGAAUGAAGGAAUGUGAAGGAAUAGAAGAUUUUAAUAAAUUCCGGUUCAUGAUCUUGCUCGACAAACAUAUAGACACAGCUUCUAACAGAGCCAUAACGCUCAGCAGAGCGCCUUUUAACUGUGAUAUUUGUUUUUGUCCAAAACAUUUUAUACAUUUGAUUACAUAUUCAGAGUCUGAAGAAUGUUUUAAAAAAUCUCUAUAAAAACUAAGUGCCUUUA